Messenger RNA from Durio zibethinus, 1711 nucleotides. The record is from RefSeq and is a predicted model, not a curated record. Lineage: Eukaryota; Viridiplantae; Streptophyta; Magnoliopsida; Malvales; Malvaceae.
CCUAUAAAUUUCAGUUUUGUUACGAGAAAAAGGGUAUUUGUCAUUAAGCUGUUACAAACGUGACCAUAUCUGAAGAAAAAGAACAGAACAGAACAGCGACGACAACAACAUCAACGGUUAUUGACAUGUAAAAGCUGCGAACGCUCAAAUAAACUCUACCUACUCUCCUUCUCCGUCAGCUUUUCUUGCUUUUUUUUUCCGUGUAGUAAGAAAAACUUCCCUUAUAUUCGCAUUUUUCUUUGCCUCGGUUUCUUCGCGGUUGGCCUGUAUAAACUCGAGGUCAGUUUUUUCGUGUACCCAACAAGAAUGGCCAAUACUAUGUUGCACCAAACAGUUGGAACUCUUCAGCUUCUCAGCGAUUCUGGAACUCAUUGCAAAGUUGGGAAUAAUUCAGUAAGGUUGCUUCCCAAAGGUUUUAAGGUGGAAGUUGGGUUCUCAGAAAGAGGGACUUAUAGUUCUGGACAGAGGAAAUUCAGAGUUAUUCAAGCCUCAGCUUCUCAAACCUCUGUUGCUGAUCCUGUUUUAUCUCCCUCAAAUAAUGGCACCCAUGAAUCUCGCAAGAAAUCAAAUGAAGCAGCUUUGAUACUGAUUCGCCACGGUGAGUCUUUAUGGAAUGAGAAGAACCUGUUUACAGGUUGUGUUGAUGUGCCAUUAACCAAGAAGGGAGUAGAAGAGGCAAUUGAAGCUGGCAAAAGAAUCAGCAACAUACCUGUCGACAUGAUAUAUACAUCGGCACUAAUUCGUGCACAGAUGACUGCUAUGUUAGCCAUGACUCAGCACCGCCGCAAGAAGGUGCCAAUUAUCAUGCAUGAUGAGAGUGAGCAAGCAAGGGCAUGGAGUCAAAUAUACAGUGAAGACACCAUAAAGCAAUCAAUUCCUGUUAUAGCAGCUUGGCAAUUGAAUGAAAGAAUGUAUGGAGAAUUGCAAGGUCUCAAUAAACAGGAAACCGCAGAUAGAUUUGGGAAGGAAAAAGUUCACGAGUGGCGUAGAAGUUAUGAUAUACCUCCACCCAAUGGCGAGAGUUUGGAAAUGUGUGCUCAAAGAGCUGUUGCAUAUUUUAAAGAUAAUAUUGAACCCCAACUUCUAUCUGGAAAGAAUGUCAUGAUUGCUGCCCACGGGAAUUCAUUAAGGUCCAUUAUUAUGUAUCUCGACAAAUUAACCUCCCAGGAGGUUAUCAGUUUAGAACUAUCAACUGGGAUACCCAUGCUUUACAUUUUUAAGGAAGGGAAGUUCAUUAGGAGGGGAAGUCCAGUAGCGCCAACAGAGGCUGGAGUCUAUGCUUAUACUAGGAGGUUGGCUCAAUACAGGCAGAAAUUAGAUGAGAUGUUGCAUUGACAUUACCUUUAAGUAUUAGGGGCUUCUCUUUGCAUUAUCAGCUACAUCUAUGACUGUUUUGGUUAUAUAAUGUUGGACCAAUAGCUCAGAAGGUUAGCUACCGUCCCGGUUGAUUUUCAUGUGGAUGCGCUAACCUACUAGUUCCAAGUCCCUGCCCAUGUCGUUAUAAUUCUGGUUAGGUGUCUCUUUCAAAGAUUGUAGGUGUGUCUCUUUCAAAGAUUUUGAACAUUCAAACCCUGUAACAGAAAUACAGAAAUAAGAAAUUUUUUUGUCAGCGUUUACUGUGUUUAAAAUUAUUUCUGUCAUUUGUCCUUUGUAUUGAGAAAAUAUGGACUGAAAAUUUGCUUUCUUAUCGAAUUCUUAGUAUUUUCUGUCA